Colletotrichum godetiae is the source of this 1350-nucleotide messenger RNA. RefSeq lists its product as uncharacterized. NCBI's taxonomy places the organism in Eukaryota, Fungi, Ascomycota, Sordariomycetes, Glomerellales, Glomerellaceae. The coding region runs from base 1 to 1350 and encodes 449 amino acids. The transcript is spliced from 5 exons. The record is from RefSeq and is a predicted model, not a curated record.
AUGACUGAAAUCAAGGCGAAAUCCCCGGACCGCUCUGGUCUCAGGUGGGUGCGGAACAAUCUGGACUAUCUCGAGCCUCGAUGGACAAUCAAUCCUGACAUGACAGCCAUCAUGGAGACCGCAAAGAGGACCCUCGACAUCCAAGGUCCUUGCAGCAUCGGGUUCCUGACAGAUAGUACCUUCAAUAAGCUUUAUGUCGUCGAGUCUGCGGGUCAGGAGGUCGUGGUACGGGUAACACUCCCUAUUGAACCAUGGUUGAAAACCCUGAGUGAGAUUGCAACGUUAAGUUGGGUCCGCCAGAACACCAGUCUACCUGUCCCAGAUAUCUUGGCUUACACAGCCGAUCGCUCCAAUCCCAUAGAGUUCGAAUGGAUCAUCAUGAACAAGAUACCGGGCGAGCCUCUGGCUGAUGUAUGGAAAGAGAUCCCCUACUCAGCCAAGGAACAGCUUAUUCUCCGCAUUGCUUUGUUCUUCUCCGAAACCUUCGAAAGUCAAAUGCGAGGCAUCGGCAAUAUCUUCCCGGACGUGCCCUCAAGGCAGACUUCAACUUUGUCCAAACUUGAUGCAGCAACAAUCUCCUGUGCACUAUCCAAUCUCUCUGCGGCAGCCGACUUUCCUAGCCAACGGCCACAUGAGAACUCAGAGGUUGGGACAUCUUCUGCGCCUAGCUUCACUGUUCAGAGGUUGGUAUCUUAUUCUUUCAUCGGCGAGCAUCCUUACUCAAAACUUUCCUGCGCUCGACUGGACUUUGUAGAGCUCGAUUGCAGUAUUCGUCUGCGUCGUCACGAUGAUGUGGAGUUCCUUGAGACAGCUAUGAUUCUUAUUACAAGGCUUCGGAACCAUCUGAAAGAUGCAUUUCCUUCCACCGGAAUCGAAAUGGCGUCGACAGUCAUCUUUCAUGGUAACAUGGAUAGCCGCAAAAUUUUGGUUGAUAAAGUGGGAAAUCUCACAGCCGUGGUUGACUGGGAAUGCGUUUCAGCUCUACCAUUAUGGAUGGCCUGCCAGUAUCCGCCCCUCCUACAAAGCAAACCACGUGAUGUCGAGCCAAAUAAGAGCAGUUAUCAGCACGACGAGAACGGAGAAGUGACGGCGCUCUUCUGGGAACAUCUGGAGCAUUAUGAACUUACUCAGUUACGUCGGGUAUUUAUCGUGGAAAUGGAAAGGCUACAGCCUGAGUGGGUGGCCAUUCAUAAGUAUACUCACCAUCAGAGAGAUUUUGAGCUCGCUGUUACACUAUGCGAUGAUGAACUCUUUAUGAAUAGAGUUCGGAAAUGGUUGGAUGACCUGGAUUCGGGCGCUGAAGUAGUUGUUGGGCUUAGAGAACGCCUAGAUACUGCGUGUGAUCUUUGA